AUGAAAAUUUGUUUAGCGUUCUUGGCCGUCGUUGGUGUUACCCAAGCUGCCAGCUUAUCCUAUUUGGUGGCACCAGGAGGCUUGCGUUCUUAUCCCUUUGUAUACGGCAGCCAAACUUCAUCCAUUAUAACACCCGUACAGCAUCAGUAUCACACUCAGGAUGAAUUAGGUCAAUAUGCAUAUGGCUACAGUGAUCCUUUGUCUACCAAACAAGAGGUGCGUUCGUUGGAUGGUGUUACCCGUGGCUCCUAUUCCUAUCGCGAUGCAAAUGAUAUUCUGCAAACUGUAGACUAUACAGCUGACGAUAGUGGUUUUCAUGUGGCCGCCACCAAUUUACCCAAACCUGUGAAACAGGAAACAUUUCGUUUUACAGCAGAGCCGUCAGUUUCCAAUACAAUUUCCCCAGCUGCCGAUACCACAAAUUCCCUCGUUUCCUCAGAUACCGAUACUGAAUCAAAUACCUCAACUGGUUCGUUUGGUGAGACAAUUUAUACGUCGAGCGGGUUGCGCUUGGCAGAGUCUGCAGCCGCUCACUCAAAAUCUCUUACAGCUCCAGCCAAUGUUCGCUCUGUGGAAUUGUCUCAGCCCGUGGCGGAUUCCUUUAAGUUGGCCCUUUCCCCGGCCAAUGCUGUUUACCUAAAUGAAAAGCCUCAUAAUGUUGUGGUCACUUCACCGCUAGCUGUAGCCAGUGUACCGGUUGCGAAAACCCUAGUGCCCAAGUUAUACACUUAUGGUUAUCCGCUAACCAAACAUUUUUACUCUAAUGGAUUUUAUUAUUAAUUC
This is a messenger RNA of Calliphora vicina (urban bluebottle blowfly), 783 nucleotides long. RefSeq lists its product as uncharacterized. Gene Ontology annotation, cellular component: chitin-based extracellular matrix. NCBI's taxonomy places the organism in Eukaryota, Metazoa, Arthropoda, Insecta, Diptera, Calliphoridae. The coding region runs from base 1 to 780 and encodes 259 amino acids. The record is from RefSeq and is a predicted model, not a curated record. Gene Ontology annotation, molecular function: structural constituent of chitin-based larval cuticle. The transcript has a single exon.